AUGAAACUCCGACGUUCCCUCGACUGCUCCCCCCGGUCGCGAGUCUUCCUCUACCUCUGCCUAGCAGCAGUCCUCCUCCUCCUCCUCUUCUACCAAUUAAUCCUCGACCAUGAAGUGAUCAACCUGGAUGGCUGGUCCAUCUCGGGUAUUUUAGAGGCCGACGACAAGGAUCGCUUUGUCCCCGAUCCCAUCCCAGAGAAGGAAUUGGUCUUUGCCGCUAUGUCGACUAGUAAUAUGUCGUGGGUUGAGGAGAGUUUACCGGAUUGGAGGGCGAAUAUCUAUCGCGCGGAUAGCAAGAGCGGAUUGACUGUUCCUAUGAAUAAAGGAAAUGAGGCUAUGGUGUAUCUCACAUACAUCAUCGACCGAUACUGGACCCUCCCCAAAACAUCCGUCUUCCUCCACGGCGGCCGAUACCAAUGGCACGUUGACAACCCGCUCUACGACUCGGUCAUCUCAAUCGCACACCUGAACCACGCCUUCGUCCAAGAAGCCGGGUAUGUCAAUCUACGCUGUACAUGGAUGGUCGGAUGUCCCAGUGAACUCGAGCCUGCACGCUAUCUGCGCGAAAGACCCGACGAUCAUGGCCAUCCCACGGCGAUGGAGUAUCCUGAUCGGUUUAUGGAGUUGUUUCCGCGUGCGGAGGUGCCGGAAGUUGUGGGCACGCCGUGUUGCAGUCAGUUUGCCUUGAGUAAAGCGAAGAUCCAUGAGCGGAGCUUGGAGGAUUAUGUUCGUUUGCAGCGGUGGGUUAUGGAGACUGAUUUAGAUUCGGGCACGAGUGGGAGGAUUUUGGAGUAUUCGUGGCAUAUGAUCUUUGGCAAACCCGCGCAGUAUUGUCUGGAUCAGAAAGAGUGUUAUUGUCGUACUUAUGGAUAUUGUAAUAUGACCGACGAGGAAAUGCAGAAUCAGUGGGUUUGGCGUGGCCUGGUGCUACCGCAGGGAUGGCCUGAGACUGAUGUAUAG
Penicillium antarcticum is the source of this 960-nucleotide messenger RNA. RefSeq names its product DUF3431 domain-containing protein. Bases 1 to 960 code for a protein of 319 amino acids. The record is from RefSeq and is a predicted model, not a curated record. The transcript is spliced from 3 exons. Lineage: Eukaryota; Fungi; Ascomycota; Eurotiomycetes; Eurotiales; Aspergillaceae.